ACCAAACGUAGCCGGCAGGCUGCUGUUUUAUGUUAUUUUUGUGCGUGCUAACCAUCAAACUGGACUGUUUCCUCUUCACAUAUAGGUCCCACCCACAGGAUGAUUGACAUAGAGACAGGAACUGAUGAUGCUGGUGCCACAGAGCCAAGCAGUAAGAACAAGGAGACAGAAAAGAAGAAGCGGUCUCGAGUCAAACAGCUGCUGGGUGAUGUGAAGAAGCAGGUGGAGUUCUGGUUCGGAGACGUCAACCUUCACAAGGACCGCUUUCUGAGAAAAAUCAUAGAGGAGUCGGACGAUGGAUAUGUUGAUAUAUCUGUGUUGGCGAGCUUCAAUCGAAUGAAAAAGCUGACAACUGAUACCAAGCUGAUUGCGAGGGCGCUGAAAAAUUCAUCUGUAGUUGAGGUUAACUUGGAAGGCAAUAAAGUACGGCGUCAGUUUCCAAUUGGAAAUAUACCAAAUGAUACAGACAGCCGCACAGUCUAUGUGGAACUUUUGCCUAAGGAUGUGACCCACAGCUGGAUAGACAGAGUGUUCACAAAAUGUGGGAAUGUGGUGUAUGUUAGCAUCCCCAGAUACAAGUCUUCUGGUGAUUCCAAGGGUUUUGCGUUUGUUGAGUUUGAGAAAGAGGAACAAGCACAGAAAGCCAUAGAGAUGUUGAACAACCCCCCUGAAGAUGCUCCCAGGAAACCAGGGAUUUUCCCCAAGACGAAAAGUAGAAAGCCGAUUCCACUGACAUCUGACAAUCCUCCAUCAGGUGAAGAAGAGGAAAAGAAAAAGAGAAAGAAGAAGAAAAAGAAAGAUGGCGCCACACUACCAACGCCUGCAGAAGAAACCAAAGAGCAGGCGAUGGAAGCAGAACCAUCAGAGGAAAAGAGGAAGCACUCAGCAGCAGGUGAUUUUGAACCAGAUGUCGCCAGCGCUCAGAAGACACCUGGGAAAUUGUCAGAGAAAAAAAGACGACGGUCACAGACGGUAGAGGGAUCAGACAGUGAUGUACCAGCUAAGAUAAGAAAAACCAGCGAUGGUGAACUUGGAGAAAAGGAGAAAGCAAAGACUGAUCCACCUACUCAGAGUGACACAGACAGAGGUGUUGAGGAAGGGAAAGAAAACAGAGAUGAUUCGACAGUUAAAGCAAAGAGGAAGAGAAAAAAGAAACACAAGGAGAAGCUGAAAAUUGGAGAGGAGGUCAUCCCACUACGAGUUCUAUCAAAGAGAGAGUGGCUUGAACUGAAGGAGGAGUAUUUGACCCUGCAGAAGCGCAGCAUGGCAUCCCUGAAGAAGUGCAUUAGUAAGAUUGAUCACAAGGAGCACACGAGUCUAAUGGAGACAGAGGAUGAUCCUCAAGAUGGAAACAAGAAGAGUAACAAGAGUGAAAAAGCAACUAACCAGGGCCCUCAGUUUACCAGUGGUGUCAUCCUGAAGAUCACAGACAACAAGCCGCUACCAGGGAGAAAGUUCAUCAAAGAUGCCUUGUGCAAAAUAUCACCAGUGGCGUACAUUGACAUCUUGGAUGGAGAUGCUGAGGGUCACAUCCGUUUUCACAACCCAGAGGAAGCUAAAGCCGUUAAUGACGCCAGAGCAGAGAUACAGAAAGAGCACAGCUGGAAGCUUGAAAUUCUGUCAGGUGACCAUGAGCAAAGGUACUGGCAGAAGAUCCUAGUCGACCGCCAGGUCAAGUUGAAUCGUCCCAGAGAAAAGAAGCGCGGCACCGAGAAGCUCAUAUCCAAAGCAGAAAAAAUCAUCAUUGCGCGAGCCAAGGAGGCUAAUAAGCACAUCCGUUUUCAAGAAGACUGACACCUGCUGAAACUAUAUAUAUAUAUAUAUAUUUUUUUUUUUUACAACAUUACAUGCUUAAAUCUGUAGAUUUCACAGGAUGUGAUUUGAAGGGGAUAGUUGUUUUUAAUGUGUAUUUAGCUGGAAGAGAACUGAAAGAAGUAAAUUAGUUGAAAUAUCCCCUUGUUUUUUGUUUGCACUGGAGCCCGCAAGAUAUCGUGGAACGCUGCUAUGCAUAUUAACUUUUUUUUUAAUUGAUACCCUUUUUUUUUUUUUUUUAAGAG
Molecule: messenger RNA, 2057 nt
Organism: Seriola dumerili (greater amberjack)
Lineage: Eukaryota; Metazoa; Chordata; Actinopteri; Carangiformes; Carangidae
Gene: larp7
Product: La ribonucleoprotein domain family member 7
Exons: 13
Coding region: 100-1794 (564 amino acids)
Biological process (GO): RNA processing
Cellular component (GO): nucleus
Molecular function (GO): mRNA binding
Source: RefSeq, a predicted model, not a curated record